AUGGAUCGAAAUUCGAUCCACUAUGAAGAGGCUCGCGAAGGAGUACUGCUCACACAGCACCAUCCACGGAAUGAGCUACAUCGGUUCACGGAGAUCCCUGCUAGAACGUCUCUGGUGGAUUGCGGUGCUCGUACUCUCCGUAUACGACUCCACCGACUGUUGGCGGUUCUUCAGAUAUGUGACCAAUUUUUCCAAGCCAAACCUAAUUACCUGAAGAUGUACGCUCGAAACUAUUCCCACGCGGAAAUGGUUGAUAUCCUCCGAAACAUAUCCAUCGAAGCUGAGCAAACUAUCUUGACAUGUCGCGUAAAUGGCGUGAGGUGUAAACAACUGUUCACCGAAACAGUGACCGACGAAGGUAUCUGUUUCACAUUCAAUGGCUAUUCCUCGUAUGAUAUGUUCCGAGACGGCGUUCUGCAUGACGAGUACAGAUACUUGAACGGGCGGAAAAAUAUCACCAACUGGAGUCAGGAUGCUGGUUUUGUCACCGGAAAAUCCUAUGAAUCGUAUCCGAUUCGUGCACUCGGCUCGGGAUUUGAGGCCGGUUUAUCCAUGAGGCUAAUGAUGGCUGAUACGGAUGUCGAAGAACACUGCCGCGAGCAGCAGGGGUUCAAAAUCAUCCUCCAUUCACCAAGAGAGUAUCCACAAGCCAGGAAGAGGUUCAUUUUGGUGUCCUAUUCUCAAGACGUGACACUUGCUGUGCGACCGAUCAUCUACAAAACUUCCUCAGAGCUUAGCAGCUACCCGCCGAAACGACGCAACUGCUUCUUCAACCACGAACGACCGCUGAAGUUCUUCCGAAUCUACAGUCAAAGCAACUGCGAACUCGAGUGCGUGACCAACUUCACACUUAAGUCGUGCGGAUGCGUUAAGUUUUCGAUGCCACGAUCCAAGGGAACGCGAGUCUGUCAGACUUCGGAAAUUGCUUGUGUGAUAUUAGCUGAGAACAAGAUGUUAAAGCGAGCGGCCACGAAUCGGUUGAAGAAGCUGCAAUCCUUGUAUACGGCCUGCGAUUGUAUUCCGGGGUGCAAUUCGAUUCAGUAUGAUGCGGAAAUUACGCAAACCAAGUGCGACUUUAAGAAGACCUUGGAGCUCCGACUUGGACCGGAGGAUCCUGCUAUUGGGGAAGCACUUGCGGCGCGACAAAUAUCCAAGCUAGCAAUUUACUUUAAAGAUACGCAAUUUAUCACAUUGAAACGAAGCGAGUUGUUUGGAACAACGGAUUUCAUUGCAGACUGCGGUGGAAUACUUGGCUUGUGCCUGGGAGUAAGUUUGUUCAGUUUGGUUGAACUGUUGUACUACUGUAUGGUGCGUCCAGUGUUCAUGGUACGGGACUCACUUCGAAAUAAGAGAACUGUGACUGUUGUGAAGGAAAAAGAUAAAGGUCGGUAUUGA
Molecule: messenger RNA, 1395 nt
Organism: Ochlerotatus camptorhynchus
Lineage: Eukaryota; Metazoa; Arthropoda; Insecta; Diptera; Culicidae
Product: pickpocket protein 28-like
Exons: 3
Coding region: 1-1395 (464 amino acids)
Biological process (GO): sodium ion transmembrane transport
Cellular component (GO): plasma membrane
Molecular function (GO): ligand-gated sodium channel activity
Source: RefSeq, a predicted model, not a curated record